GCAAUGAGCGUUGUCAGCAUCAUGACUUCUGUCAUUGAAGAACUUGAAGAGUCCAAGCUGAGGUGCCCACCCUGCUUGAUCAGCUUGGCUCAGAAGUAUCUUAUCUGGGAGUGCUGCCCCAAGUGGGUGAAGUUCAAGAUGGUCCUCUUCGAACUGGUGACUGACCCCUUUGCAGAACUCACCAUCACCCUGUGCAUUGUGGUGAACACCGUCUUCAUGGCCAUGGAGCACUACCCCAUGACCGAUGCCUUCGAUGCCAUGCUCCAAGCCGGCAACAUUGUCUUCACGGUGUUUUUCACGAUGGAGAUGGCCUUCAAGAUUAUUGCCUUUGACCCUUACUACUACUUCCAGAAGAAGUGGAAUAUCUUCGACUGCGUCAUUGUCACCGUGAGCCUGCUGGAGCUGAGCAUAGCCAAGAAGGGCAGCCUGUCUGUGCUUCGGACCUUCCGUCUGCUGCGGGUCUUCAAGCUGGCCAAAUCCUGGCCCACCCUGAACACACUCAUCAAGAUCAUUGGUAAUUCUGUGGGGGCCCUGGGCAACCUGACCUUCAUCCUGGCCAUCAUCGUCUUCAUCUUUGCCCUGGUUGGAAAGCAGCUUCUCGGGGAGGACUAUGGAUGCCGCAAGGACGGCAUGGCUCUGUGGGAUGAUGAUGAGCAGCUCCGCUGGCACAUGUGCGACUUCUUCCAUUCCUUCCUCGUCAUCUUCCGGAUCCUCUGCGGAGAGUGGAUUGAGAACAUGUGGGUCUGCAUGCAAGUCAGCGAGAAAUCCAUCUGCCUCGUCCUCUUCUUGACUGUGAUGGUGCUGGGCAACCUGGUGGUGCUCAACCUUUUCAUCGCCUUGCUGCUGAACUCCUUCAGUGCUGACAAUCUCACGGCCCCCGAGGAUGAUGGGGAGGUGAACAACUUGCAGGUAGCACUGGCCAGGAUUCAGGCAUUUGGCCAGCGGGCCAGUCAGGCCAUUUCCAGUUACUUCAACAGCCACUGCCGGCUCCGCUGGCCGAAGGUGGAGCCCCCGCUCGGGGUGAAACCCUCCCUCACCAGCUCCAAAGCUGAGAACCACGUUGCUGCUGAUGCCGUGAGCACCGUGGUGGGGAACUCGGCAAAACCAGCUCUCGGUGGCCCCAAGGAGGACCACAGGGACUUCAUCACCGAUGCUAAUGUGUGGGUCUCUGUGCCCAUUGCCGAGGGAGAAUCUGAUCUCGAGGAGCUCGAGGAAGACAUUGAGCAGAAUUCUCAGAGCUCUUGGUGGGAAGAGAGCCCCAAAGGACAGCAGCAGGAACAGCUGCCGCAAGUCCAAAGGUGUGAAGACCACCAAGUACCUAAUAGCCCAGGCUCUGGGAUGUCCUCGGAGGACCUGGCUUCAUACCUGGGAGAGGGACGGAAAAGUGAGGCCACCCCUCAGGUCCCUGCUGAGGGAGUGGAUGACACAAGCUCUUCUGAGGGCAGCACGGUGGACUGCCCAGAUCCAGAGGAGAUCCUGAGGAAGAUCCCCGAGCUGGCGGACGACCUGGAAGAACCAGAUGACUGCUUCACAGAAGGCUGCACUCGCCACUGUCCCUGCUGCAAAGUGAAUACCAGUAAGUUUCCGUGGGCCACAGGCUGGCAGUUGCGCAAGACCUGCUACCGCAUCGUGGAGCACAGUUGGUUCGAGAGUUUCAUCAUCUUCAUGAUCCUGCUCAGCAGCGGAGCGCUGGCCUUUGAGGAUAACUACCUGGAACAAAAGCCCCGAGUGAAGUCUAUGCUGGAGUACACCGACAGAGUGUUCACCUUCAUCUUCGUGUUUGAGAUGUUGCUCAAGUGGGUGGCCUAUGGCUUCAAAAAAUAUUUCACCAAUGCCUGGUGUUGGCUGGACUUCCUCAUUGUGAAUAUCUCCCUGACAAGCCUCAUAGCGAAGAUCCUCGACUAUUCAGACGUGGCAUCCCUCAAAGCCCUUCGGACUCUCCGUGCCCUCCGACCACUGCGGGCUCUGUCUCGAUUCGAAGGCAUGAGGGUAGUGGUGGAUGCGCUGGUAGGCGCCAUCCCCUCCAUCAUGAACGUCCUCCUCGUCUGCCUCAUCUUCUGGCUCAUCUUCAGCAUCAUGGGCGUGAACCUCUUUGCAGGGAAAUUUUCGAGGUGCAUUGACACCAGCAAUAAUCCAUUUUCUGUUGUGAAUUCCACCAUUGUGAAUAACAAGUCUGAGUGUCAAAAUCAAAACCACACUGGCCAUUUCUUCUGGGUCAACGUGAAAGUCAACUUUGACAAUGUUGCUAUGGGUUACCUCGCACUUCUUCAGGUGGCAACAUUCAAAGGCUGGAUGGACAUUAUGUAUGCGGCUGUCGAUUCCCGAGAGAUCAACAGCCAGCCGCGGUGGGAGGACAACCUGUACAUGUACCUCUAUUUCGUCGUCUUCAUCAUUUUUGGAGGCUUCUUUACACUGAAUCUCUUUGUUGGGGUCAUAAUUGACAACUUCAAUCAACAGAAGAAAAAGAUAAGAGGUCAGGACAUCUUCAUGACAGAGGAGCAGAAGAAGUACUACAAUGCCAUGAAGAAGCUGGGCUCCAAGAAGCCCCAGAAGCCUAUCCCACGGCCCCUGAAUAAGUACCAGGGCUUUGUGUUUGACAUCGUGACCAGGCAAGCUUUUGAUAUCAUCAUCAUGGUCCUCAUUUGCCUCAACAUGAUCACCAUGAUGGUGGAGACGGAUGAGCAGAGUGACGAGAAGACAAAGAUCCUGGGCAGAAUCAACCAGUUCUUCGUGGCCGUCUUCACGGGCGAGUGUGUAAUGAAGAUGUUCGCCCUGCGGCAGUACUACUUCACCAAUGGCUGGAAUGUGUUUGACUUCAUCGUGGUGAUCCUGUCCAUUGGGAGUCUGUUGUUUUCUGCAAUUCUUAAGUCACUUGAAAAUUACUUCUCCCCUACGCUCUUCCGGGUCAUCCGUCUGGCCAGAAUUGGCCGCAUCCUCAGGCUGAUCCGGGCAGCCAAGGGAAUCCGAACACUGCUCUUUGCCCUCAUGAUGUCCCUGCCUGCCCUCUUCAACAUCGGCCUCCUGCUCUUCCUCGUCAUGUUCAUCUACUCCAUCUUCGGCAUGGCCAGCUUUGCCAAUGUUGUAGAAGAGGCUGGCAUCGACGACAUGUUCAACUUCCAGACCUUUGGCAACAGCAUGCUGUGCCUUUUCCAGAUCACCACAUCAGCCGGCUGGGAUGGCCUCCUCAGCCCCAUCCUCAACACGGGCCCCCCAUACUGCGACCCCAACCUGAGCAACAACAGUACCUCCAAGGGGAACUGUGGGAGCCCAGCAGUGGGCAUCAUCUUCUUCACCACCUACAUCAUCAUCUCCUUCCUCAUCGUGGUCAACAUGUACAUCGCGGUGAUUCUGGAGAACUUCAAUGUGGCCACAGAGGAGAGCACAGAGCCCCUGAGUGAGGACGACUUUGACAUGUUCUAUGAGACCUGGGAGAAGUUUGACCCAGAGGCCACCCAGUUCAUUGCCUUUUCUGCCCUCUCAGAUUUUGCAGACACACUCUCUGGCCCUCUUAGAAUCCCAAAACCCAAUCAGAAUAUAUUAAUCCAGAUGGACCUGCCAUUGGUCCCUGGAGAUAAGAUCCACUGUUUGGACAUCCUUUUUGCCUUCACAAAGAAUGUCUUGGGAGAAUCUGGAGAGUUGGAUUCUCUGAAGACUAAUAUGGAAGAGAAAUUUAUGGCAACUAACCUUUCCAAAGCCUCCUACGAACCAAUAGCAACCACCCUCCGGUGGAAGCAGGAAGACAUCUCAGCCACUGUCAUUCAAAAGGCCUAUCGGAGCUAUGUGUUACAACGCUCCUUGACGCUCUCCAACCCCCUGAGAGUGCCCAGGGCUGAGGAGGAUGACGCGCCACUCCCUGGUGAAGGCUAUGUCACAUUCAUGGCAAAUGACAGCUGCGGGCUCCCAGACAAAUCAGAAACUGCUUCUGCCACAUCGUUUCCACCAUCCUAUGACAGUGUCACCAGGGGCCUGAGUGACAGGGUCAACAUUAGCAUAUCCAGCUCAAUGCACAAUGAAGAUGAAGUCACCAGUAAGGAGGGGGACAGCCCUGGACCUCAGUGAGGACACUCCAGCAUGCACAGGGCAGGUUUAAAUAUCGUCCUCUGCUGUGGCCUCUUUCCCUCAAGAGGUGGUACUUAUCUACGGCCUUACCCAUGCAUGCCACUGGUCACUGUGCCAGAGCGGAGUGGGGACAUCCUUGAGAAAGCCUCCAUACCAAUAGGAAUCAAAAGACAAGGAUACAUCUCCACUUUGAAGUCUCUUCUGAAUUUCCAGAAAAUGUCACUGCUCCAUUUAUUUUGGUUGUGACUAGAGAUAUGAUUUCCCAUGACCAACUUCUCAGAACCAGAACUUCUAGAGACAUGUGGCAAGGACAUUUCAGAUGGUCUCGGGUAGUCUUAGAGAAGCACAAAAGGAGGGCAUUGCUAAUUCGGGUUUGCAUGACUGCAUGCUCACAGCCUAUGGACAGCACCUGUGAGACAGCCAUUAAAAUGAAUAUUUUUUAAA
This is a messenger RNA of Peromyscus californicus insignis, 4503 nucleotides long. RefSeq names its product sodium voltage-gated channel alpha subunit 10 (gene Scn10a). Gene Ontology annotation, cellular component: plasma membrane; voltage-gated sodium channel complex; axon. Gene Ontology annotation, biological process: membrane depolarization during action potential; AV node cell action potential; regulation of heart rate. Gene Ontology annotation, molecular function: voltage-gated sodium channel activity involved in cardiac muscle cell action potential. The record is from RefSeq and is a predicted model, not a curated record. NCBI's taxonomy places the organism in Eukaryota, Metazoa, Chordata, Mammalia, Rodentia, Cricetidae. Bases 4 to 4059 code for a protein of 1351 amino acids. The transcript has 16 exons.